UAAACAUAUUAACAACACCAACCAUAUAUUUGUGCUGUAAAAUUAAUUGCCAUCACUGGACUCAACUACUCACCCACACUUAGGCCUUAAAUUCUCCUUUGAAUUUAUGAAUUUGUCCAUCAUUUCUUGCUUCCUCUUAUCUUUGUUUUCGGGUUCCUUUAAUCCCUACCAUGAUAUAAAAGUUAGCUAAAAAUAUUGCAUUUUUCAUUAAAAUUACAAAAUAUAAUAAGAUCAAAAAUAGGGUCGGAGAAAGGGAGUAAAAUGGCGGUUUACACGGUGAAGGUGGAGGAAGCGAGGGCGGCGACGGAGAGUAGGCCAUCACUAGGAGCUGUUUAUCGCUGCAUUUACGCCAAAAAUGGCCUCACUGGUGUUCCUGAGGGCAUCGAGGCUCCUUGGGAUCUCUUUUGCAAAUCUGUAGAAAAAUAUCCGACUAAUCGUUUACUGGGUUCUCGUCAAAUCAUUGAUGGAAAGGCGGGUCCAUAUGAAUGGCUUACUUUCAAAGAGGUUUAUGAUUCAUCACUUCAAAUUGGUUCAUCUAUUAGACAACGUGGAGUUAAUCCUGGAGGUCAUUGUGGAAUUUAUGGGUCCAACUGCCCCAAGUGGAUCAUUGCUAUGCAGGCUUGCAAUAGCCAAGCAAUAUCCUAUGUGCCAUUGUAUGACACACUUGGGGCCAAUGCAGUGGAGUUCAUCAUUAAUCAUGCUGAAGUCUCCAUAGUUUUCGUUCAGGAGAAAAAAAUACCAGCUAUAUUGGCAUGCUUAUCGAAGUGUACGACCUUAAAAACCAUUGUCAGCUUUGAGAACAUCUCUGGUGCACAGAAGAAUGAAGCAGAGGAAGCUGGCGUGUCUUGUUUCUCUUGGGAAGAAUUCUCUCAAUUGGGAAUUAAAGAUUAUGAGCUUCCUUUGAAACAAAAGACAGAUAUCUGCACCAUAAUGUACACAAGUGGCACAACAGGAGAGCCAAAGGGGGUUAUUCUUACUAAUGCAGCCUUUACAGCAGAAGUGUAUGCUGUAGAAUACCUGUUUUCAGAGACAGACAAGUCGGCAAACUCGGAUGAUGUCUACUUUUCAUUUCUUCCAUUGGCUCAUAUAUUUGAUCAGAUUGUGGAAACAUAUUGCCUUUCCAAAGGGACCUCAAUAGGUUUCUGGCAAGGGGAUGUAAAGUAUCUUAUUGAGGAUCUCCAUGAAUUGAAGCCAACUAUGUUUUGUGGGGUUCCCAGGGUUUAUGACCGAAUAUAUAAUGGUAUUGUGGAUAAAAUUUCAUCCAGUGGUUCUCUCAAGAAGGGCUUGUUUGACUAUGCCUAUAACUACAAACUGCGGAAUCUGGAGAAGGGACUACGCCAAGAUGAAGCUGCGCCUCUUUUGGACAAAUUUUUCUUCAGUAAGAUCAAACAAAGCUUUGGUGGUCGAGUGCGCCUUCUGUUAUCUGGAGGAGCACCUUUGCCACGUCAUGUUGAAGAAUUUUUUAGAGUUACUUGCUGCUGUGUGGUGGUACAGGGGUACGGUCUAACUGAAAGCUGUGGAGGAUGCUUCAAUUCAAUAGCCAAUGCGUAUUCAAUGAUAGGGACUGUGGGAAUCCCCAAUACUUCUAUAGAAGCAAGACUUGAAUCAGUUCCAGAGAUGGAAUAUGAUGCUCUUUCAAGCACACCACGAGGAGAACUUUGUUUGAGAGGAAACACCUUGUUCUCUGGUUAUCACAAGAGGCCAGAUCUAACUCAAGAAGUUCUUAUAGAUGGGUGGUUCCAUACAGGUGAUAUUGGGGAGUGGCAGCCUGAUGGAUCUAUGAAAAUCAUAGAUAGGAAGAAAAACAUUUUCAAGUUGUCUCAGGGCGAAUAUAUUGCGGUCGAGAACCUCGAAAGCAUAUACUUACGCUGUAAUCUUAUAACAUCCAUUUGGGUUUAUGGCAACAGCUUCGAAUCAUUUCUUGUGGCUGUUGUUGUUCCUGAGCGAAAGGCAGUGGAAGAUUGGGCCGCUAAUAAUAACCAAACGGGUGACUUCAAAACACUCUGCGGAAAUACAAAAGCCCGAAAAUAUUUUCUGGAUGAGCUCAAUAGCACUGCUCAAAAACAUAAGCUUCGCGGGUUUGAGAUGUUAAAAGCAGUUUUCCUCGAACCUGUUCCUUUUGAUAUUGAACGGGAUUUGAUGACUCCAACCUUCAAAAUGAAGAGGCCUCAGUUGCUCAAACACUACAAGGAAGUGAUCAACGAGAUGUAUAGCAAAGUAAAGGGAUCAAAAGCGUGAGACGAGCUGGAAAACGAAAGGAAUAUCGAGGCAUGGAGAUCCAAUCCUCCGAACUAGAUAAUAGUUGUACAAGUUACCAUAUAUAGAUUCUAGUCUAUGUCGUAAUUCGAAUUGUUCAUUGAUACAACCUGGGUUUUAGAAUGUCAUAACCAGUAACUAUACCUUAGCUUCCUUAGCAUUGGCUGUUUGAUCAUGAUAAAUAGUAUAUGCUCCUACUAUCUUUUGGUCUUGAA
This is a messenger RNA of Amaranthus tricolor (Joseph's coat), 2471 nucleotides long. RefSeq names its product probable CoA ligase CCL6. The transcript has 19 exons. The coding region runs from base 262 to 2238 and encodes 658 amino acids. Gene Ontology annotation, molecular function: long-chain fatty acid-CoA ligase activity. The record is from RefSeq and is a predicted model, not a curated record. Gene Ontology annotation, biological process: wax biosynthetic process; cutin biosynthetic process; fatty acid metabolic process. NCBI's taxonomy places the organism in Eukaryota, Viridiplantae, Streptophyta, Magnoliopsida, Caryophyllales, Amaranthaceae. Gene Ontology annotation, cellular component: endoplasmic reticulum; membrane.